GGUUUUGGUCUGCUUUGGGUUGACUGGUCAUUAUGCUGAUGCAGCUCUGUAGUAUCAAGAACUUGUACCAGAGUCGGUUCCUGGGCCUGGCGGCCAUGGCCUCCCCGACCCGCGGCAGCCAGACCCGCCAGCGCUGCAAGGACGCGGUUCGCCACAGCUACGGCCCGGACAGCUACGCCGUCAACGGUCUGAACCAGGAGGACUUCAUGCUGGGGCUGCCGCGGUCCACCAGUGACACCGAUCUGGUCUCCCCGGACGCUCGCUCCACCCUGGCCAUCAGCUCCUCCCACUACACCAUAGGCCAGUCCGAAGACCUGGUGAUCACGUGGGACAUCAAGGAGGAAGUGGAUGCCGGGGACUGGAUUGGCAUGUAUCUUGUCGAUGAGGCUUUGUCUGAGAACUUCCUGGACUACAAGAACCGAGGCAUCAACGGAUCUCACAGGGGACAGAUCGUUUGGAAAAUUGACUCCAGCUCCAACUUCAGUGACUCGGAGACCCAGGUCUGCUUCAGGUACUACCACGGUGUCACCGGGGCACUGAGGGCCACCACACCCAGCAUCACCAUAAAGAAGGUCCCAGCACACGUAUUAAAGCCAGUGGUUAGUCCUGAAGUCAACCAUGGACUGGGCAACAGGAGGCUCAUUAACUUUUCCUUGUCAGACCUGCAGGCGGUUGGUUUGAAGAAGGGGAUGUUCUUCAAUCCUGACCCUUACCUGAAGCUUUCCAUCCAGCCCGGGAAGCACAGCAUCUUCCCCUCGCUGCCGCACCACGGCCAGGAGAAACGCUCCAGAGUGGUCUGCAACACGGUCAACCCACAGUGGAGCACAGAGAGGUUUAACUUCGUGUCUCUGCCUACUGACGUCCUGGAGAUCGAGGUCAAGGACAAGUUUGCCAAGAGUCGGCCGAUCAUCAAGCGUUUCCUUGGGAAGCUCUCCGUCCCCGUCCAGAGGCUGCUGGAAAAACACGCCAUUGGGGAUCGGGUAGUGAGUUACUCUCUGGGUCGUCGGUUGCCAACGGAUCAUGUCUGUGGUCAGCUGCAGUUCCGCUUCGAGAUGACCUCCACUAUUCACCCAGAUGACGAGGAGAUCUCCCUGGUCAUAGAGGCAGCCUGUCCUGAGGGGAACGCAGCCAAUGACCCCCACGCCGCCGAUCCACCUGAUGAUGACACGCUAAGUGUGGGCCCCGACAUGCCCGACCUCCCCCUGGACGCCCCCACCCAGCCCGAGACACCACCGUCACAAGCCCCUGCGCCGGAGGAGCCCCUUCCUGCCGAUACAGAGGAGCCGGAGGCGACGCCGGAGGAGCGAGAAGCUGCGGAGGAGGAGAGCACAGUGAGGGAGGAGCCCCCUUCUGAGGAGCCACAGGUGGAGCAGCAGGAGGAGGAGGUGGCCCCGGCUGAACAGCAGGAGGAGAGCAGUGGAGAGGUUGAAGGAGGGGAGGAGGGGCCACGGGAGGUAGAAGAGGAGGAGGAGGAGCGAGGAGCAGAGUCGGCACCACAAGCUGAGGAGGAGGUGACAGCAGGAGAAGAGGAGGUUGGGGAGGAAACACAGCCAAAGCCAGACUCUGACAAGCCUGUAGGAGAAUCAGCAAACAGCGGGGCUGCUUCUAUGGAGCCACCCGCCGAGGGAAACACCACAUCCCAGGAGGCCUCUGUAGAGCAGUCUGAAGAGACCCCACAGGAGGAGACAGAGGGAGGAGGCAGAAGCUGCGUCCCCUGCGCCUGCAAAGCCCUCUUCUCAAACUACAACUCCCAUGCUCCCUCGCGCCGCAAAACCCGCCCCUGCUCCCUCCCGGUGUCGGAGCUGGAGACGGUGAUCGCGUCGGCCUGCGGCGAGCCGGAGACGCCCCGGUCCCACUACAUCCGGAUCCACCACCUCCUCCACAGCCUCCCCUCGGCCCAACACAGAACCCUGAGCCAAGAGGAGGAGGAGACCGGGGAGGUGGAGAAUACGAGCACCCGAGACACCACCUCCACAUCGCCAACACUUAAAACCUCCAAAGAGGAGGAGGGGCAGGAGGAGGAGGAAGAGGAGGAUACAACCCAGUCCCCCUCUCAGGUUCCAGAGUGUCCGGGCCCCUGCUGCCGCCGCUCUCUGCCCCGCAGCCUCUCCAUCGAACGUCUCUCUGAGCUGAACCAGCUCCUGGAGGGUGAUGGAGGAGGAGGAGGAGGAGGGGGAGGAGGACACACAGCUGUCAGGAGGAUCUCUCCCUCCUGCCUGGAGAGCGAGGAGGGUGAUUCUAGCAACGGAGGAGGGAGAAGGGUCGGCGGCAGCACCCACAGGCACCCGGGCGAGAACGAGUGUGAGUUCUGCGACACCUCCUGCUACAGCACCUCCUGCUAUAGCACCUCCUGCUACAGCACGUCGUGCUACAGCAACUCGGGCUACGAGGGGAGGGGCCGCUUCUGCAGCCACACCCGCCUCUCCUCGGUGGACAGCAACAGGUUGUCCGGCAGCACCGUGUUCUCCUCCCAGGACGAAGACGAGGACGAGGAGAGCGCCUUCGAGUCGGUGCCCGACGGCAGCCACUCACCAGAUGGCCAGGAGGUGGGCGGGGCAGGAGGAGAGAGGAGGACGGGGCGGUUGAAGGAAGCCAGGAGAGGAGAGCAGGGGGAGCCGGCUGUGGCGGGGCCCAGCGAUGGAAACAACAUCGGCUCCUCCCCUCCUGUCGGCCAUCUUCCAGUCCUGCGACCCAGCCAUGACCUAAACCAUUUUCCUGCUGCCACUGACCAAGCCUUACCUCCAAACUGGGAAGCUCGCAUCGACAGCCACGGCAGAGUUUUCUACGUGGACCACGUCAACCGGACCACCACCUGGCAGAGACCCGUCAACAGCGGCAAGUGUAACCACGGCAUCCCCCGCUCCGGAUCCACACAGCAGAUGGAGCAGCUCAACAGGAGGUACCAGAACAUCCAGAGGACCAUGGCCACGGAGGAGGACGGUGGGAGUCCCAGGCUGGAGCGGAGCGGCAGCACGGAGACCGAUUCUGAAACGCCUCAGACAGGCCCCGCCUCCCCCGUCAACCACCAGAAGAUCAGCCAUCUCCUCCAAUCGCCUGCUGUCAAGUUCAUCACACACCCAGAAUUCUUCACUGUGCUGCACAGUAACUAUGCGGCUUACCGGAUGUUCACCAGCAGCAGUUGUGUGAAACACAUGAUCCUGAAGGUGCGUCGCGAUGCCAGGAACUUUGAGCGCUACCAACAUAACCGGGACCUGGUGGUUUUCCUCAACAGGUUUGCAGACACUCAACUGGAGCUGCCAAGAGGCUGGGAGAUCAAGACCGACCCCCAGGGCAAGUCUUUCUUUGUGGACCACAACAGUCGAGCCACGACCUUCAUUGACCCCCGCAUCCCUCUGCAGAAUGGCCGUCUGCCCGGCCACCUCGCUCACAGACAGCAUCUGCAGAGACUACGCAGCUACAGCGCCGGGGAGGCCUCGGACGUGUCCAGGAGUCGUGGGGCUUCUCUAAUGACCAGGCCCGGAAACAGUCUGGUAGCCGCCAUACGAAGCCAGCACAACUCACAGCUGGCCGCUCCAUCCUACAACGAUAAAAUCGUGGCAUUCCUUCGACAGCCAAACAUAUUUGACAUGUUGCAGGAGAGACAGCCAAGCCUGAGCAGAAACCAUGCACUGAGGGAGAAAAUCCACUACCUUCGGACAGAAGGCACUCAGGGGGUGGAGAAGCUGUCAUGUGACGCUGACCUAGUCAUCCUGUUGAGUCUAUUCGAAGAGGAGAUCAUGUCUUAUGUUCCUCCUCACCCCAUCCACCCCAGCUUCAGCAUCUCUCCUCGCUGCUCCCCCGCCUCCUCGCCGCAGAACUCUCCUGGCCUGCAGAGGGCGAGGGCUCCGGCUCCUUACCGCAGAGACUUUGAAGCCAAACUGAGAAACUUUUACAGGAAAUUAGAAGCCAAGGGCUACGGGCAGGGACCGGGCAAGAUCAAGUUGCUGAUCAGGAGAGAACACCUGCUGGAGGGAACCUUCAACCAGGUGAUGGCAUACUCACGCAAAGAGCUGCAGAGGAACAAACUCUACGUCACUUUCCUGGGAGAGGAGGGGUUGGACUACAGCGGUCCGUCCAGAGAGUUCUUCUUCCUGUUGUCCCAGGAGUUGUUUAAUCCGUACUACGGUCUGUUUGAAUACUCGGCUAACGAUACCUACACGGUCCAGAUCAGCCCCAUGUCAGCGUUCGUUGAGAACCACCUGGAAUGGUUCCGCUUCAGUGGGCGUAUCCUGGGCCUGGCUCUGAUCCAUCAGUACCUGCUGGAUGCUUUCUUCACCAGACCCUUCUACAAGGCCCUGCUCCGACUGUCCACAGACCUGUCCGAUCUGGAGUAUCUGGACGAGGAGUUCCACCAGUCCCUGCAGUGGAUGAAAGACAACGACAUCACUGACAUCCUGGACCUCACCUUCACCGUCAACGAGGAGGUCUUCGGCCAGGUGACGGAGCGGGAGCUGAAGUCCGGCGGCUCCAACCUCCAGGUGACCGAGAAGAACAAGAAGGAUUACAUCGAGCGAAUGGCCAAGUGGAGGGUGGAGAGAGGAGUGGUGCAGCAGACGGAGGCGCUGGUCAGAGGCUUCUACGAGGUGGUGGACUCCAGGCUGGUGUCUGUGUUCGAUGCUCGGGAGCUGGAGCUGGUGAUCGCCGGGACAGUCGAGAUCGACCUCCUUGACUGGAGGAGCAACACCGAGUACAGAGGAGGUUACCAUGACGGCCACAUAGUGAUGCGCUGGUUCUGGGCUGCUGUGGAGCGGUUCAACAACGAGCAGCGUCUCCGCCUGCUGCAGUUCGUCACCGGGACGUCCAGCGUGCCCUACGAGGGCUUCGCCGCGCUGCGGGGAUCCAACGGCCUGCGGCGCUUCUGUAUCGAGAAGUGGGGCAAAGUCACAUCACUACCCAGGGCUCACACCUGUUUCAACCGUCUGGACAUGCCUCCAUACCCCUCGUACACAAUGCUGUAUGAGAAGCUGCUGAUCGCCGUGGAGGAAACCAGCACGUUUGGCCUGGAGUGA
This is a messenger RNA of Anoplopoma fimbria (sablefish), 5009 nucleotides long. Its product is annotated as E3 ubiquitin-protein ligase HECW1. Lineage: Eukaryota; Metazoa; Chordata; Actinopteri; Perciformes; Anoplopomatidae. The record is from RefSeq and is a predicted model, not a curated record. Gene Ontology annotation, biological process: regulation of dendrite morphogenesis. Gene Ontology annotation, molecular function: protein binding; ubiquitin-protein transferase activity.